This is a messenger RNA of Zasmidium cellare ATCC 36951, 1992 nucleotides long. RefSeq lists its product as uncharacterized. The coding region runs from base 1 to 1992 and encodes 663 amino acids. Lineage: Eukaryota; Fungi; Ascomycota; Dothideomycetes; Mycosphaerellales; Mycosphaerellaceae. The record is from RefSeq and is a predicted model, not a curated record. The transcript is spliced from 3 exons. Gene Ontology annotation, molecular function: sequence-specific DNA binding; DNA-binding transcription factor activity, RNA polymerase II-specific; zinc ion binding. Gene Ontology annotation, biological process: positive regulation of transcription by RNA polymerase II; DNA-templated transcription.
AUGCCUCGAACCCACGACAGGAAGGCCAAGAAUACAUGCCAAAGAUGCCGUCGGCGGCGUAUCAAGUGCGACGGAGCCGCGCCUUCGUGCGCACAAUGUGUGAAAGCGAAGGUCACCUGCAUCGAAGGCAGGGCCAUUGGUGGUCGAGAGAAUCUCCCUCAAGCCUUCCUCGAUGAUUCACUCGCACGUCUCGCGGCACUCGAAGAUCUUGUGAGGACACGGCUUCCUGAUGUAGACCUCUCGGAUCUUUGCGAGGACGUUGCUGGCCCUCCACAACCUCCACGUCGACGUCUCUCCAAUGGCAUACAGCAGGAAUCGCUUCGUACUGACUACGAUGGAACUCUUAUCUCAUCCAACCUUGCUGUACCCCGUCUACACGGUCUCAGGCCAUUGUCGACUAAAUCAGGUGCACGACUCUUCCCCAACAUUACACAUCAUCGUCAGCAUCAAGUACUCGAUGGUGGUGGAGAUCAAGCGCUCUUGACUGAGAUCCUUGAUCUCCUUCCCGCACGGUCGGAGUGUGAAGGGUUGAUCCAGCUGUUCUUCUCCCAUAAUCACGCUGCUUACCCUGUUCUCCACGAACCAAGCAUCGCGGUGCUUGUCGAAGCUGUGUAUGUAUGCGCUAGCCUUCCCACAGACUGUCCGCUUCUUGACACCGGCUGGCCAACAGAUGUGCCAUCAUUCGCUUACAAUGGCGAAGUGAAGGAGAGCAACAGCACGAGAUCAAUAUCCAUUCCAUUCACUACAGCUGCCGCUAUCCUUUUCCAUGUUCUUGGCAUAGCCUCGUACGUGCAGGCGCACCGGCACCGUCUAGCCGCUGAUCCCCAUCGAUAUGGAGGGAUGGCCUUCCAUCUGACCUCCAUAGCCAUGGGCGACAUCACUCUCCCCUCUGUGCAGCUGGCCGUGCUUGCUGUCCAACAUGGCUACAUGAGUCAACAUCACGGCAGUCCGUGGGCACUCCUCCAACUUGGCAUGGUAUAUGCCGUCGACCUGGGCUUGCACCUCGAUGGCGAUGGCACAGGACAACUUACAAGCAUCACUACCCAAAUUCGUCGCCGCGCAUUUUUCUGCGUCUAUAGAUUGGAUAGGCUCAUCAGCUCUGUUCAAGGCCGACCUCUGGCCUUCGCUGACGACUGCAUGGACUUCAGUUUCCCAUCAUCAAUCUGCAACGAAAUCGACGAUCGUCCUUCAGACCCCGAUCAAGUCUACCUGGUCGUUUUCGAAUAUCGAGUGCAAUGGGCGCGGCUGGUCUCCGAGAUCAAGAGCAAUCUCUACCGCACUUCGACUUCAGCGCUGCCUCUGCUAGCAAACGUUGGCAGGAAUGUCCAGGAAGACAUGCUCAUUCGACUGGAUACAUGGCUUGCCCAAAGCAUGAGCAACGCCCAGGCUAUCCAGUCCCAGACCCGUCAGCUGCACAUCGAGCUAGAGAUCGACUACUACUACGCUAUCGGUCUUCUCUAUCAGCCCUCCGUAGGCUGUCCUACCCCUGACGCUGCAGCGCUGCGACGCUGCCAUGACAGUGCCGCCCAAUGUCUCCGCCUGUCCUGGUCACUACACGGGGAGUCAUGCCUCCUCCUCACCUGGCUGACGACGCAGUGCAUCUCUCUGGCGGGAUCGACGAUGGCCUACUGCGUUUGGAACUCCCACGAACUUCGAUCUUCGCUGUCCAUUACAGAGCUCUCAUCCGACUUUCGCCUUUGCUCCAGCUUGCUGGCGCUGGCAGGCGAAUGGUGGCCCUCGGCAAAGAAAGGCGGCCAGAGUUUCCAACGUUUGGCAGAUUCUACGAUCCAGUUGGUGGUCGCUGGAAGUGGUAGUCAGCGUCCUCCUACCACGAGUUCUGUUGAAACAUCGACUGGCGUGGCCUCGUACUCUGACAGCACUCCUCUAGGGGAGGGCGUGGGGGGUAACAUCGAGGACAUGCUGAAUGAGUUCCUCCAAGAGGACUUCCAACUACCUGAUUAUCUGCGAGGAUACGAAGCAGCUGCUCCUUGA